Molecule: messenger RNA, 678 nt
Organism: Acanthosepion pharaonis
Lineage: Eukaryota; Metazoa; Mollusca; Cephalopoda; Sepiida; Sepiidae
Source: the annotation of a GenBank genome assembly
AUGUGUGUGUGUGUGUAUCUCAGUUUAUCCAAUUUCUCUCUCUCUCUCCCUUCUCCGCUAUCUAUCUAUCUAUCUAUCUAUCUAUCUAUCUAUCUAUCUAUCUAUCUAUCUAUCUAUCUAUGUAUUACAUUUUUCCUAUUUCUCUCUGUCUCUCUCUAUCUAUCUAUCUAUCUAUCUAUCUAUCUAUCUAUCUAUCUAUCUAUCUAUCUCAGCCACUUCAUUUUCUGUCUAUCUAAGACUUUUAUCCAAUUUCUCUCUCUCCCUCCUCCACUAUCUAUCUAUCUAUCUAUCUAUCUAUCUAUCUAUCUAUAUUGUAGUCUCUUACUGAUCUAUCUAUCUAUCUAUCUAUCUAUCUAUCUAUCUAUCUAUCUAUCUAUCUAUCUAAGACUUUUAUCCAAUUUCUCUCUCUCUCUCCGUUAUCUAUCUAUCUAUCUAUCUAUCUAUCUAUCUAUCUAUCUAUCUGGUUUUAUCUUUUCUGCUCUCUCUAUCUCUAUCUCUCUAUCUCUCUAUCUCUCUUUCUCUCUCUCUCUCUCUCUCUCUCUCUCACACACACACACACACUCUUUCUCUCUCUUUCUCUCUGCCUCUUUCUUCCCUUCUUUCUUUCUUUUAGCCUCUUUUUGGCAACGUCUUCUAUUUAAACUAUCUAUCUAUCUAUCUAUCUAUCUAGAUAGAUAG